Molecule: messenger RNA, 1047 nt
Organism: Scylla paramamosain (green mud crab)
Lineage: Eukaryota; Metazoa; Arthropoda; Malacostraca; Decapoda; Portunidae
Exons: 5
Coding region: 58-630 (190 amino acids)
Source: RefSeq, a predicted model, not a curated record
CUCCUUCCAACGACUUAACUUCAGUACCACAAAAACCAAUAACACGUGUACAGCACCAUGCAGGCGUCCGUGGCAGCGAUGAUGGGUGUGGUGGUGGUGGCCAUGGUGGGCGUGGUGGUGCAGGGGGCCGGCACGCUGGUGGUUCCCGUCGUCACCACCGGGGGCAUCACCACCUCCGUCGGCCUCUCCGCCGCAGGAGCCGCCGCCGCCGCUGGCCUUGGUGCCGUUGCGCUCGGGGCGACGGCUGUGGCGUUGGUGGCUGCCAAACGUGACAGCAGGAAGACCACCUAUGGGCGCCACAGGAGGGCUAUUCGGGAUGAAAAGGUGGAGGAGGUGCUGGCGAUGGUGGCUACCGUGGACACCCAGGGCUGCGGCAUGAGGCACGUCUGCGAGGUCUUCAAGAAGGACAAGAACACCCUUACCCCCACUGAAAACAGCAUCCGCCUCCUCAUCGGGGAGAAGCCACAGGAAGCAGGGCCCUCUGACUUUACGCACCCCUCAGUCCUCUACGAGUCUGCCGCCAUCCUGGGCCAGCACGGCAAGGACUGCUUUGACCUCUACCGCUCCUGCCCUCUGACCCACGCCGAGGUCAACGAGUACCUGGCCACCCUCGACCUGGACCUCGAUUAGGGAAUUUGUGGCAUGGUGAUGGAGUACAAGUUUGUAUGGGAAGUGAACGGGAAAGGAGAGGAAAGGAAAGAGAUGGAUAGGAAAGGAGAGGAGAGGAUAGGAAAAGGGAGAGAAGGGAAGGGAAAGGAAGGGAAAGAGAGGAAGAGAAAAGGAAGGUGCGUUUUAUGUGUGUACUUGUCAGAUAUAUACAUUCAAAAGUGUUAUAUACUUUUUUACGAGUGUGUAUUGAAACUAUAGUCAAUGAAUCUUCUAUCUGUGUAUCUUCCUAUCUAUCUAUGUAUCUGUCUGUGGAAGGAAGGGUGAUGAUACGUUAAGGUUUCGAAGUUAAUAUAUAUAAGAAAAGAUAUCGAUUUUAUUAUACGUAAUUGUGUAUUGUCAUUAAUUUGAGUGUCACUUCUAAAAAUAAAUAUGAAAGUG